CCCGGAGGCUUCGGCUCGGGAGGCACUGGAGGCAGGAGCGGCCGGAGGGCGACUUGCGGGGCGCGUCAGCCGCGGUGGAGCCGGGACGCUCCCCCCCGGGGACCCUCGGCCGACUCCGCUGCGCCGUCCUGCGGGAAUUGGCGGGACCCCCGGCCGCGGCGACCGCGGCACCAUGAGGCGGCCGUGGGGCGCGCUGCUGCUUGGCGCCCUGCUCUGCGCACACGGCCUGGCCAGCAGCCCCGAGUGUGCUUGUGGUCGCAGCCACUUUACAUGUGCAGUGAGUGCCCUCGGCGAGUGUACCUGCAUCCCCGCCCAGUGGCAGUGUGAUGGAGACAAUGACUGCGGGGACCACAGUGAUGAGGAUGGAUGUAUGCUGCCCACCUGCUCCCCUCUCGUCUUCCGCUGUGACAAUGGCAAGUGCAUCCGCCGCUCCUGGGUGUGCGACGGGGACAAUGACUGUGAGGACGAUUCGGACGAGCAGGAUUGUCCCCCCCGGGAGUGUGAGGAGGACGAGUUCCCCUGCCAGAACGGCUACUGCAUUCGGAGCCUAUGGCACUGCGAUGGCGACAAUGACUGUGGCGACAACAGCGAUGAGCAGUGUGACAUGCGCAAGUGCUCCGACAAGGAAUUCCGCUGCACUGAUGGAAGCUGCAUUGCUGAGCACUGGUACUGCGAUGGGGACACCGACUGCAAAGAUGGCUCUGAUGAGGAGAGCUGUCCCUCCGCAGUGCCAGCUCCCCCCUGCAGCCUGGAGGAGUUCCAGUGUGCCUACGGCCGCUGCAUCCUCGAUAUCUACCACUGUGAUGGUGAUGAUGACUGCGGAGACUGGUCGGACGAGUCUGACUGCUCUUCCCACCAGCCCUGCCGCUCAGGGGAGUUCAUGUGUGACAGCGGCCUAUGCAUCAACGCAGGCUGGCGCUGCGAUGGCGACGCGGACUGCGACGACCAGUCUGAUGAGCGUAACUGCACCACCUCGAUGUGUACAGCAGAACAGUUCCGCUGUCGGUCAGGCCGCUGCAUCCGCCUGUCCUGGCACUGUGAUGGGGAGGACGACUGUGCAGACAACAGCGAUGAAGAGAACUGUGAGAACACAGGAAGCCCUCAGUGUGCCUCAGACCAGUUCCUGUGUGGGAACGGGCGCUGCAUCGGGCAGAGGAAGCUGUGCAAUGGGAUCAAUGACUGUGGUGACAACAGUGAUGAAAGCCCACAGCAGAACUGCCGGCCCCGGAUGGGAGAGGAGAACUGCAAUGUUAACAACGGUGGCUGUGCCCAGAAAUGCCAGAUGGUGCGGGGCACAGUGCAGUGUACCUGCCAUACAGGCUACCGGCUCACAGAGGAUGGGCGCACAUGCCAGGAUGUGAAUGAAUGUGCUGAGGAGGGGUAUUGCAGCCAGGGCUGUACCAACAGCGAAGGGGCCUUCCAAUGCUGGUGUGAAGCAGGCUACGAGCUACGGCCUGACAGGCGCAGCUGCAAGGCUCUGGGGCCAGAGCCUGUGCUACUGUUCGCCAAUCGCAUCGACAUCCGGCAGGUGCUGCCGCACCGUUCUGAGUACACUCUACUGCUCAACAACCUGGAGAAUGCCAUUGCCCUUGAUUUCCAUCACCGGCGCGAACUUGUCUUCUGGUCAGAUGUCACCCUGGACCGGAUCCUCCGAGCCAACCUCAAUGGCAGCAGUGUGGAGGAAGUUGUGUCUACGGGGCUAGAGAGCCCAGGGGGCUUGGCUGUAGACUGGGUCCAUGACAAACUCUACUGGACUGACUCAGGGACGUCAAGGAUUGAGGUGGCCAACCUGGAUGGAGCCCACCGGAAGGUGCUGCUGUGGCAGAACCUCGAGAAGCCCCGGGCCAUUGCCUUGCACCCCAUGGAGGGGACCAUCUACUGGACAGACUGGGGCAACACGCCCCGCAUUGAGGCCUCCUGCAUGGAUGGCUCCGGACGCCGCAUCAUCGCCGACACCCAUCUCUUCUGGCCCAAUGGCCUCACCAUCGACUACGCUGGGCACCGCAUGUACUGGGUGGACGCUAAGCACCAUGUCAUCGAGCGGGCCAAUCUGGACGGGAGUCAUCGCAAGGCUGUCAUUAGCCAGGGUCUCCCACACCCCUUUGCCAUCACGGUAUUUGAAGACAGCCUGUACUGGACAGACUGGCACACCAAGAGCAUCAACAGUGCUAACAAAUUUACUGGCAAGAAUCAGGAAAUCAUUCGGAACAAACUCCACUUCCCCAUGGACAUCCACACCUUGCACCCCCAGCGCCAGCCUGCAGGAAAAAACCGCUGUGGAGACAACAACGGAGGCUGCACCCACCUGUGUCUGCCCAAUGGCCAGAACUACACCUGCGCCUGCCCCACUGGCUUCCGCAAAAUCAGCAGCCAUGCCUGUGCCCAAAGUCUUGACAAGUUCCUGCUUUUUGCCCGAAGGAUGGACAUCCGUCGGAUCAGCUUCGACACAGAGGACCUGUCCGACGACGUCAUCCCACUGGCUGACGUGCGCAGUGCUGUGGCCCUGGACUGGGACUCCCGGGAUGACCACGUGUACUGGACAGAUGUCAGCACUGACACCAUCAGUCGGGCCAAGUGGGAUGGAACAGGACAGGAGGUGGUAGUGGAUACCAGUUUGGAGAGCCCUGCAGGCCUGGCUAUUGAUUGGGUCACCAACAAGCUGUACUGGACAGAUGCAGGUACUGACCGGAUUGAGGUGGCCAACACAGAUGGUAGCAUGAGGACAGUACUCAUCUGGGAGAACCUCGAUCGUCCCCGGGACAUAGUGGUGGAACCCAUGGGCGGGUACAUGUAUUGGACUGACUGGGGUGCAAGCCCCAAGAUAGAACGAGCCGGCAUGGAUGCCUCUGGCCGCCAGGUCAUCAUCUCUUCUAAUCUGACCUGGCCAAAUGGAUUGGCCAUUGACUAUGGGUCCCAGCAGCUGUACUGGGCUGAUGCUGGCAUGAAGACAAUCGAAUUUGCUGGGCUGGAUGGCAGCAAGAGGAAGGUGCUGAUUGGAAGCCAGCUCCCCCACCCAUUUGGUCUGACCCUUUAUGGAGAGCGCAUCUAUUGGACUGACUGGCAGACCAAGAGUAUUCAGAGUGCUGAUCGGCUUACGGGGCUUGACCGGGAAACCCUGCAGGAGAACCUAGAGAACCUCAUGGACAUCCAUGUCUUCCACCGCCGGCGGCCCCCAGUGUCCACACCAUGUGCUCUGGAGAAUGGUGGCUGUAGCCACCUGUGUCUUCGUUCCCCAAAUCCCAGUGGCUUUAGCUGCACCUGCCCCACGGGCAUCAACUUGCUGCCUGAUAGCAAGACCUGUUCACCAGGCAUGAACAGUUUCCUCAUCUUCGCCAGGAGAAUAGAUGUCCGCAUGGUCUCCCUGGACAUCCCUUAUUUUGCCGAUGUGGUGGUGCCAAUCAAUGUCACCAUGAAGAACACCAUUGCCAUUGGGGUGGAUCCCCAGGAAGGAAAAGUGUACUGGACUGAUAGCACACUACACAGGAUCAGCCGCGCCAACCUGGAUGGCUCACAGCAUGAGGACAUCAUCACUACAGGGCUACAAACCACAGACGGGCUUGCGGUGGAUGCCAUUGGCCGGAAAGUGUACUGGACAGACACCGGAACCAAUCGGAUUGAAGUGGGCAACCUGGAUGGGUCCAUGCGGAAAGUGUUGGUGUGGCAGAACCUUGACAGCCCCCGGGCCAUUGUCCUGUACCACGAGAUGGGGUACAUGUACUGGACAGACUGGGGGGAGAAUGCCAAGUUAGAGCGGUCUGGAAUGGAUGGAUCAGACCGCACCGUGCUCAUCAACAACAACCUGGGAUGGCCCAAUGGACUGACUGUGGACAAGGCCAGCUCCCAACUGCUAUGGGCUGAUGCCCACACCGAGCGAAUUGAGACUGCUGACCUGAAUGGUGCCAGUCGGCACACACUGGUGUCACCUGUGCAGCACCCAUACGGCCUCACCCUGCUUGACUCCUAUAUCUACUGGACAGACUGGCAGACCCGUAGCAUCCACCGUGCCGACAAGGGUACCGGCAGCAAUGUCAUCCUGGUGAGGUCCAACCUGCCAGGCCUCAUGGACAUCCAGGCUGUGAACCGGGCACAGCCACUGGGUGUUAACAAGUGCGGCUCAAGAAAUGGUGGCUGCUCCCACCUCUGCUUGCCUCGGCCUUCUGGCUUCUCCUGUGCCUGCCCCACUGGCAUCCAGCUAAAGGGAGAUGGGAAGACCUGUGAUCCCUCUCCUGAGACCUACCUGCUCUUCUCCAGCCGCGGCUCUAUCCGGCGUAUCUCCCUGGACACCAGCGACCACACAGAUGUGCAUGUGCCUGUUCCUGAGCUCAACAAUGUCAUCUCCCUGGACUAUGACAGUGUGGACGGGAAAGUCUAUUACACAGAUGUGUUCCUGGAUGUUAUCAGGCGAGCAGAUCUGAACGGCAGCAACAUGGAGACAGUGAUCGGGCGUGGGCUGAAGACCACUGAUGGGCUGGCAGUGGACUGGGUGGCCAGGAACCUGUAUUGGACAGAUACAGGCCGAAAUACUAUUGAGGCAUCAAGGCUGGAUGGUUCCUGCCGCAGAGUGCUAAUCAACAACAGCCUGGAUGAGCCCCGAGCCAUUGCUGUUUUCCCCAGAAAGGGGUACCUCUUCUGGACAGACUGGGGCCACAUUGCCAAGAUUGAGCGAGCAAACCUGGAUGGUUCUGAACGAAAGGUCCUCAUCAACACAGACCUGGGUUGGCCCAAUGGCCUUACCUUGGAUUACGACACCCGCAGGAUCUACUGGGUAGAUGCACACCUGGACCGGAUCGAGAGUGCUGACCUCAAUGGGAAGCUUCGGCAGGUCCUGGUCAGCCAUGUGUCUCACCCCUUUGCCCUCACACAGCAGGACAGGUGGAUCUACUGGACAGACUGGCAGACCAAAUCAAUCCAGCGUGUGGACAAGUAUUCCGGCCGGAACAAGGAGACGGUAUUGGCAAAUGUGGAAGGGCUCAUGGAUAUCAUCGUGGUUUCCCCUCAACGGCAGACAGGGACCAAUGCCUGUGGUGUGAACAACGGUGGCUGUACCCACCUCUGCUUUGCCAGAGCCUUGGACUUUGUGUGUGCCUGUCCUGAUGAGCCCGAUGGCCGGCCCUGCUCCCUUGUUCCUGGCCUGGUCCCCCCAGCUCCCAGGGCUACCAGCAUGAGUGAAAAGAGCCCAGUGCUACCCAACACACUACUUACCACCUUGCAUUCUUCUACCACCCGGACCCGCACAUCCCUGGAGGAGGUAGAAGGAAGAUGCUCUGAAAAGGACGCUCAGCUGGGCCUCUGUGCACAUUCCAAUGAGGCCAUACCUGCUGCUCCAGGGGAAGGACUUCAUGUCAGCUAUAUCAUCGGAGGACUCCUCAGCAUUCUGUUGAUUCUGUUGGUGAUUGCAGCUUUGGUGCUAUACAGACACAAAAAAUCCAAGUUCACUGAUCCUGGAAUGGGGAAUCUGACCUACAGCAACCCCUCCUACCGAACUUCCACUCAGGAGGUGAAAAUAGAAGCAAUCCCCAAACCAGCCAUGUAUAAUCAACUAUGCUAUAAAAAAGAGGGUGGGCCUGACCACAACUACACCAAGGAGAAGAUCAAGGUUGUAGAGGGAAUCUCCCUCCUGUCUGGGGAUGAUGCUGAGUGGGAUGACCUCAAGCAACUGCGCAGCUCACGGGGGGGCCUUCUCCGGGAUCACGUGUGCAUGAAGACAGACACAGUAUCCAUCCAGGCCAGCUCUGGCUCCCUGGAUGACACGGAGACAGAGCAGCUGUUGCAGGAAGAGCAAUCCGAGUGUAGCAGUGUCCACACUGCAGCCACUCCAGAAAGACGGGGAUCUCUGCCAGACACAGGCUGGAAACAUGAACGCAAGCUCUCCUCAGAGAGCCAGGUCUAAAUGCCCAUGUUUCCUUCCCUCCCUGCCUGUGUUUUCUCCUUUAUGGACUUCCAGUCCUUGUGCUCACUUAUACAACAGGCUUCCUUCCUAUGUGCUCGUCCUCCUCCUCCUCCCACCCCAUAACUGUUUGUAAGCCCUCCAUGAGAGCUCUUGCCACCUGAAUCCAUAACCACCUGUGCAGAAGAAAUGAUGGUAUCACCUGAGAAUUUAGAUCUGGAUUUUACCACAAACCUCACCUCUUGCACUUCAUUCUGGGCCCCCUGAAAUUGGGCUCAGUAAGGACCCCGAUCAUUUCAGAGCCACACCUCCCCCUACCCCGGUGUCCUCGAUGCCUGCCCCCCAAGAUUGGAUGAUCCAAAACUGUACUCUCCCCCAUCAGAGCUGGCCUGACUGCUUCUCUGAGAGAACUUGCCCUCCAGGGCCUGGGGCAGGGGGUCAUAGGUAAAGAGACGGAUAAAGGACAGAGGCUGAGAGAAGGAAGGAAGAGUCAGCCCAGCUGGUAUGGGCAUCUGGAAAACCUCCAGCCUCAAGUGUGUUUGUAAUAUGAAAAAGCUUUUGGGGGCAGUUGGGCCUGGGUGUCCAUUGCUGGCAGCGGAUGUUACUCUUGCCCUAAGAGUUGCUGUUUUUUCAACUGCAGAGAUGCUGGUAAGAUCUGGGUGUGGUUCAAAUUGUUCUUUCAAUUUGAAUGUCUGGGGACUCUUCUACCUUCAGAUGACUGGAGACCCCUAUUACGUAGCUACUGACUAAUAUGAAUUCCCUUCUGGUGCCACUACUUGCCAGUAUCUUUCCUAAGUCUUUUACUCUAAUUAACCAGGUUGGGGACUAGUGGUUUGAAUACAUGUUGGGAUCUAGGGGCUGAGUCUCUGCAAUGUCUGUUUAAGAAGCUCUGUCUAGACCAAGUAUUGCAUACCACCUGAAGUUUAGUGUUCUACCCCUCUCUGCCUCAUUCUCUGGGAUGCUGAGGGAAGAGAUUCUGAAACAACUGUUCAGCAAAGGACCAGAAGUUUCUAUAAAUGUUCAGGAAAAGCCAUUGGGUGACUAGAGACUUGGGGCAUGUAAAUGGAAGUUUUAUCCAUGAUGUUGAACCUCCUGUGUUCUCUCACAUGAGCCAGGAUCUAAGUCAGUGGGCAGAGAGUCUGUGGCUAUGGGGUGGUGAAGUUUCUAUUCCACCUUUCUCUUCUCAGCUAAGUGACUUACUUUCUCUGCUGAGAUGCCAUCACUUGGUCCAUGUUCAUUCACACAAAGGGCAUAUACAUCUCAGGCUAGUAUCAAGCAGAGUUGAGACCUUUCUGUCUUUAAAUUUCUACUUAGCUCUUCUUCACUUUGUUGCCUAAUUUUCUUUUUUCUGACCUAGCCUUUUGGCACCAGCAGUCUUCAGAGUCCUGUGGUGAGGAGGGCUCAACAGAUGCAAAGGAGUGGGUGAGAAGGACGAUGGGGAUGAAGGCCAGGGGCAGGCCGGGGCUUCUUCCACUUAGGAAUUAGAGGCCGCAGGAGAGGAUGAUAGGGGCUGAGAAGCAGAGGGGAAGGAUUUUAGGGGAAGUUUCCUAAAUUGAAACAUUUCCCAUGGUUAUUGAUAUGAAGAAAACAGAUGCCAAGCAUGAGUGAAAAAGGAGGACAAGAUGAAACUUUAUUUGGUCAGUUCUAAGAUUGCUAAAGACAGAUGCUAAACCCUGCCCUCGGCAGUCAGCCCCAGGUCUGGGCUUCCACAUUACAGACAGGCCAGGCCAAGGCUUUCCAGUGCACAUAGUGGGGAAGUUGAGGGGCCACUUCCGGGAGGAAAGGGGGACAUUUCACACUUGAUGGGGCAGGAAAAGAAGGAGCACUUGGGGUCUUCAGCCUCACAGUUGGGGAGGAGGAGAAAGUAGAAAAGUGGUAUUUUCUUGACUGGAAAAGGGGAAGGAUCUUAUUGCACUUGGGCUGUUCAGAAUGUAGAAAGGACAUAUUUGAGGAAUUAUCUAUUUGAGCACUGAUUGAUUUACUAUGUAAAAAGCAAAAUCUCUUUGUCCUAAGCUAAUGGAAGUGAUUCUCCCAUGCUCAUGUGUAAUGGUUUUAACGUUACUCACUGGAGAGAUUGGACUUUCUUGAGUUAUUUAACCACUAUGUUCAGUAUUUUAGAACUUUAUGAUAAUUUAAUAUAAAUUUAGCUUUUCUUAAUCACCUUGCUUGGCUUGGAGUCAUGACUAAUGCCACACCUGCUCUGUCUGGCAGACCCGUGUGUGGGAAACCUGCCUGCAGGCAUCACCUCCGAGUCCUCUGGGGAUGUGGGGAUGGUGAAGAGCAACAAGGAGUGUGAGAUUCCUGGCUGGAAAUUCAGCUCAUCUUGAGAAGACAGGUCAAGACCAGAAUUCAUGAAAGCCUUAUUUCCUCUGGAGGAGGAGGGAUGGCAGGUUUUAUCUUGGGUGCCAGCUCUAACGGGUUGGUAGUGGCUGCCUGAGGUCCUGUCCAGACUCAAUGGGAAGUGUCAUGAUCAUUAGUGAUAUCUCCCUCGGGCUCCAGAAGGAAGAGUGAAGGCAUGUGUACCGUGAUCAUCUAUCUCUUCUAGGCCUAUGAGAACUUGAGUGUUACAGAAUUUGAUUUUGCCUUGCACACUGACAAGACUGUUUGAUGUAGUAAGAAAGAAGAGUACUAGAAUGGGGACAAGAAGGGCUAAUUCCAGCCUUAGCUCUGCCACUUAUUCUAGUUGACUUCAGUCAAGUUUCAUGGUUAGUCUGAGAUUAGGUCAAAGGAACACGAAGAUUCCUUUUGUUUUCAAAAAGGUGUCUUCUCAUUUCUCAUCCACUACAUAUCAGGGCUGCAACAAGGAGUAAAGGAUCCCUUCUCAGAUUCUCUGAAUGUAAUUACCCCUCAGUGAAGGCUAGGAAUUAUGUUAGUCUUGAUGCCAGAUGUAGAAUUUGGUGUCAAGGCUCAGUAGUUGAUUUUCUAAAUCACAACCCAUGUAUAGAAUAAUGCUCCCAUUCAUUCAUUCAUCUCCUACUAUGGGCUGGGCAUUGCCCAAGAGUGAACAAGAAAGACAGUCUCACAGAGUUUAGAGUCUAGCAAUACCCUGCCCCCCACCCACCAAAAAAAAAAAAAAAAAAAGAAAAGAAAAGAAAGAAAGAAAGACUCUUGCAUUUCAGUGACAAGAGAUCUGAGUAUAAACUACAGUGUGUAUUCUUCCAACUUUGACAAGGGGGUAAAGGUGCGAAGACAAAAGUAAGUGAAAUAGAUCAAGGACAACUCUCACCUCCACCCCACCAUUCUCUUUUGGAAAAAACAACAACAACAACAAAAAAAAACAGAGAAAAGGAGGACAUUUUAAGCAGUACAACCCGCCUAAAGCACAAGCCUAUAUACUUAUAGGUAGCA
This is a messenger RNA of Choloepus didactylus (southern two-toed sloth), 9235 nucleotides long. RefSeq names its product LDL receptor related protein 4 (gene LRP4). The record is from RefSeq and is a predicted model, not a curated record. The transcript has 38 exons. Bases 173 to 5890 code for a protein of 1905 amino acids. NCBI's taxonomy places the organism in Eukaryota, Metazoa, Chordata, Mammalia, Pilosa, Megalonychidae. Gene Ontology annotation, molecular function: protein binding; calcium ion binding.